Molecule: messenger RNA, 1273 nt
Organism: Notodromas monacha
Lineage: Eukaryota; Metazoa; Arthropoda; Ostracoda; Podocopida; Cyprididae
Source: the annotation of a GenBank genome assembly
AUGGUUGUGUUCCGGGAGCAUACGUUGACGGGGCAUAGUAACAAAGUGAUGGCAGCACGUUUCAUGGGGAACAGUGGUGGAGCGGGAAAAGUUGUGUCAGGCAGCCAAGACAGAACUUUGAAAAUCUGGGAUUUGAGAAGCAGAUCAUGUGCGAUGACAAUUUUUGCAGGCUCUGUUUGCAACGAUGUAGUUGCUACGGAUUGGUUGGCAACUGGAAUAAUUAGUGGUCAUUUUGACAAGAAAAUCCGGUUUUGGGACGCGAGACACCAAAAGAAUGCCGUUUCUGAAGUUGAGUUCCAAGGGAAAAUCACUUCUUUGUCAUUGUCAAAAGAUCUGAAAUACCUUUUGGCGUGUGUCCGGGAUGAUUCACUGAAGCUAUUGGACCUGCAGAUGAACCAAGUUCUGGACUCUUACAGUGCUGACGGGUUUCACGUUAGUUGCGACUGGUGCAGAGCCGCGAUGAGCCCGGAUUGCUCUCUUGUGGCAGCUGGUUCUUCAGAUGGCUGCGUUUAUGUGUGGAACGUAUCUUCAGGGCGACUGGAGAAAGUUUUGCGGGAACACGGCACCUCGGUGAUCGCCUGCACAUGGCAACCCGGUGGCAAUUUCCUGGCAAGCUGUGAUAAGAACAAACGAAUCGUGUUGUGGUCGCCGGUUUAAAUUCAAGUAGUGUGUCGUGUUGGUUAUUUCUCAUUUGCGAGAAGAAUCUGUGCUUGAGGGGACUGGCAAAUUUUAUUUGUUUUUCUCUGUUAGAAUUUCGUUAGAUACGUUGAUGUUUUAUUGAUGCGCGUUUGUAUAUAUGCCUUAAGUAUACAGCAGUUGCUCGGCUGUAUGCAAGUUUAAGGCUGUGAUGUCAGAGUUGCUCCCUUUUCUGUAUACAAUGCCUGUUUCUUUACAUCGGGCUGUUUUCUGAUGUAUACAUGAUGGUGUAUUAUGCCUUUUUUCGAAACAAUAAAAACUAACGUUUUAUUCUAUCUGCGUGUGUGUUCCGACGUUGUUCAUGUAUAAAGGCAGUUAUUUUUAUGUAAAAUUGCGAUAUCGCUUUUGUCAGUCGUCAUUUUAUUUCGGAAUUAUCGUUUUUUAUAUUUCGCCAUUCACGUGCAAAUUCUUGUAGAAGGUAAUUUAGUAUAUUAGGUAUUUCCUGGGUUCUCAUUGAUCUUUUUCAACUACAGUAUAGUAUCUAUACUGAACAUUGUGCUAUAUGGGUUUUUCGUUUUUCUGUUCCUUUGAUUCUAAGAACAAUAUGAUGAAUAAGAGAAUGAUGGGCUGAUGAAAA